Molecule: messenger RNA, 3105 nt
Organism: Aspergillus pseudoviridinutans
Lineage: Eukaryota; Fungi; Ascomycota; Eurotiomycetes; Eurotiales; Aspergillaceae
Product: exocyst subunit SEC5
Exons: 2
Coding region: 1-3105 (1034 amino acids)
Biological process (GO): exocytosis; Golgi to plasma membrane transport
Cellular component (GO): exocyst
Source: RefSeq, a predicted model, not a curated record
AUGACCGACGUCGAGGUUGCGAGUUAUUAUAACCUUCCGUCGGCCUACCCAGAGGAAUGGCCUGUUGAGCUUGAUCAGAGCGAACCUUCCGACGACGAAGCUCUGGGCCGUACUCCUUCGCGAGCCAGGAGGUCCCGAUACUUCGCCCUAGAACGCAGUCAUAGCGGUAAGGCCCUCAGCCUUGGGUCCUUCAAAGGAAGCAAUGCUAGGGAAAAUCUUGCCAAGGUCGAUGAACCCGAUCCUCUCGGGUCUGGCGACAGCGUCCUCCAGAUCCUGAAGAAACGAGGACUAUCCUUAGAAGAUGAAUCCCGCUUACGGAACCGGUUCUUGCUUUCGUCGACCUCGUUCUCCCCCGCCCUUUUCCUCUCCCAAGUUCACUCCGAUGCGUCUAUUGAGUCGCUUCUCGAAGGACUCGAUAUCCUCUCGAAAUCUAUUGACCAGAAAUCGGCGUCAUUGAAAGUCCUCGUCGAGGCGAACUUCGAGCGCUUUGUACGGGCCAAAGCAACAAUCGAUAGCGUCUAUACGGAGAUGAGAAACCAAGGAAAAGGAAAUCAUGUGCCACUGGCUCAGUCACAUCGUAGGUCAGCUGGACAUCUUCGAAGUAUUUCCGGAGCUUCGCGAAGCGCGCCUCCUGCGGAUGACAGGCCCGGAAAGAAUGCUCUAACAAAGGAAAGUGACUAUGGCAUGAAGGGAAUACGGGUACCACUCUUGGAGGCCUCCGUCAAAGCCGAAGAAGUCUGGGGUCCGGCGUUGGGCGGGCGCGAGCGAGAACAGAUGCUCAAGUCAGUAGUCGACACGAUGGAGAAGCACCGGGAUGUAUACGAGAUCGGUGGGCUUCUCUCGAAAUCUAUAAAGCAGAGGGACUACGACUCUGUAUUCGAACAAUAUACAAAAGCAAGAACGCUCGCCAAGAGCGCUAAGCAUAUUGCACACAAGGCAAUCAGCAGUGGGCGAUCUCUGACAGACGAAGAAACGCACGCUAUCCUCGCCAUGGGUCGGAUGUGGGUAGAUGUGGACCAUCAGAUCCAGGCGUUCAAGCGCGAUCUGUGGAGACGUCUCAGCGAUGCGCCUACCACAUCAAUCACGGCCACUGCGGCCGGAACCGUGGAAGAAUAUAUGGAGUUGAUCGGCGCUCUGCUGGAAUUGGGCGUGGAUGACAACCCUAUCUGGGUGUGGCUGCUCAGCCGCUAUGACUUUCUCAAGACUAAGAUUGGCGCCUUCUGUGGACGCUGCAAGAUGGAAAUCGAGAUCCUCCGACGCCGGCUUGCUGGCGGCGACAAGCCCACACCCAAAGCUGUGGCAUCGUAUCUGCGCCUGGCACCACGGGAAGAAACAGCGGAUCUGCAAGGUGUGCUAGACACUGACCAGGUAGUCGAGCUCUGGGAAUGCAUUCUAGCGUAUCUGAACAAGUUGUUGGCGUCGCAAGGUGGGCUACUCGGCGAAGUGUUCGAUUUCUGGGAGGUAGCACAAUCCUUCAUUGACGGUUCCAGACAAAAGCUUCUCCCGGCUGGGUUCGAAGGAGAAAGCCGCAGACAUCACCGGCUCUCCGAAAGCGAGACCAGGGAGCUACAGAAUGGGGUCGUGGAGUUGGUCGACCUAAUUCGCGCAAAUGUGCUAUCGUUGUUUGCUGACGCACCUUUGGAUGAUGCUUCAUUCCUGGCGUCUCCAAUAUCACCAGCAACUCCGAACAGUCCGAUAAGCCAAGGCGUGACUCCCACAGAAUCACGCUUCAAACUCGACCCAAAGAACAUGCCAAUACCCACGCCCAAGCGCGGGGAGUUCUGGGAGGACUAUGCCUUCUGGCCGCCUUUCUCGAAUUCACUCAGUGGUGUCCACUAUCUMGGCCAAUUCAUGAUCAUUAUUGGCACCGCGGCGAGCGAAAUGGCUGCAUUGAAUCCAGUAGCAAGUGGGGGUAACACUCAUGAUCUCCUCAAGUCUCUGGUGAGCAUUGCGCGCGAGCGCUCCGUCCGGGUUGCAUGUGCGGCUUGGGGCAAAGACGCGGAGAUCUGUAAAAUGCUGGAAGACUGGACGCGCGAUCCCGAGAGCAAGGAUCUGACCAAGAUGCCUGGGCUAUUUGUGGCCUUUGAAAGUGCAAUUCUUGGGAGGAUGCAAAAGAUCCUUUACAUAUCGGAAGCCAUGGCUAAAUCAGGGGCCGUGGAUGUCGUGACACAACCCCCUGCCAAGCUACUCCAGAUGGUCCGCACCCAAUUUGUAUCCAGUGUCUACAAGGCGCUCAGUGGUCUCGUGGAGAACGCGGAACAUCCAGUCGUUCUGGACGAGGGUAGCGAAUGGAUCCUGGCCGGGUCUGCGGCACAACUCAAUAGCCCUGAUUCCCCUUCGCCUGCUUUGGCUGCGGAUGCUGUGGACUCUCAAGAUAGGAACGUGCGGAUACUGCUCACGCUCUCAAAUAUCAAAGCCCUGCAGGCAGAUUUCGUCCCACAUCUAGUCACGAACUUCGAGACUGCAUUUUCAGUGAAAUUGACAGAAGAAGCCAAGACUAUUCGCGACGUCCUAGGUCAGAUCGAUGACCGCCUAUUUCAAUCGUAUACUAAGCCAACGGUCAAUAAAUUGAAUGCCAUGAUUGUCAACGGCGUUACUGACCCUGAAUGGGAGCCGUCCAGCGCUCGCCCAGAGCAAGUACGCCCCUAUGUAUAUAGCGUCUUGCUCACCAUUGUGCUUGUUCACACGGAGAUCUCGACUACUAUCCCUUCCUGUGUGGCCUCGGGAGCGAGUCGUUCACCACCCGCUGCGCCAUCUCCGUUGCUGAACAUGGUCCUCACACACUUGCUGACACAAAUCUCCACGUCUCUCCUAAAUGCGUUCAGCUCACGCCCUUCAUAUACCCUGGCUGCACUGAUGCAGGCGACCCUUGAUACUGAAUUUAUCGCACAGACCUUAUCACAGUACUCCACGGAGGAAGCAUCUACUAUGCAAAGCCAGAUAUAUGUGGAACUGGAUCAGCGGACUACGCACGAAGCCAGGGCUCGGCUUCAAUCAGAACUUGGCGAAAUGAGGAGCAUACUCAAGCGGCUUAGGGAGAGGACAAAAGGCGAAUUCGCAUGUUUCAAGAAACCGAGGAGUGGGACAGGGCAUAGAGCAGCUUAG